Messenger RNA from Linum tenue, 903 nucleotides. The record is from the annotation of a GenBank genome assembly. Lineage: Eukaryota; Viridiplantae; Streptophyta; Magnoliopsida; Malpighiales; Linaceae.
AUGCUAUCUCAUAAAGGAAAUUCUGCUUCUAUUAGCAUUCCACCAGCCAGUACUCAAACAACUGUGAGCCAACUGAUAAAAAAGGAUCUUAGAAAGGAAGCAUGUCGUGGUAUAGCAAAAUGGUACUACAACAAUGCCCUUUCUUUCAAUGCUGCAAGAGAUCCUUUGUUUGCUGAUAUGUUUGAGCUUGUUGCUAGACAUUGUCCAGGAUGCAGUAUAAUGUCGGAUGGCUGGACCGACAAGAAGAAAAGAUCAAUUUGCAACUUCUUAGUCAACAGCCCAAGAGGAACUGUCUUUGUUGAAUCUAUAGAUACAUCUGGCAUCAGCAAGAACACAGAGAAAGUCUUUGAGAUGCUAGAUAAUAUUGUAAACAAGGUUGGAGAGGAAAAUGUUGUUCAAGUCGUCACUAAUAACGCAUCUGCUUAUAAAGCUGCAGGAGAGAAAUUGAUGAAGAAACAUAUGCCAGUUCAUAAGUCUACAAUUUCAAAAGGAAGAAAGGUCACUAAUUUCAUCUACACCAGGACAAAUCUGAUUGCUAUGAUGAAAGAGUUCACAGAGGGCAGGGAUUUGGUUAGACCUGCUCAAACAAGGUUUGCUACUUCUUAUUUGACUCUAGGUUGCCUUAGUGAACAAAAAGGAAACUUGAUGACUAUGUUUUCUUCUGAUAAAUGGAGGAAAAGUAACUUUGCAAGCAUUUCAGAGGGGAAAAGGAUUCAAAUGAUUGUUUUAGAUGGUAGAUUUUGGACAAAUGUUGUAAAUUGUCUUCGAGCUGCUAUGCCUUUGGUGAAAGUUCUACGUUUAGUCGACUCGGAGGAGAAGCCAACAAUGCCAUUUGUGGUCAAAGAACUGAAUGAAGCAAAGGAGAAGAUUAAAAGUAACUUUGGUGCUAUGGAGAGAAAGUAA